Felis catus (domestic cat) is the source of this 4612-nucleotide messenger RNA. It is a transcript of the gene EID3, whose product is annotated as EP300 interacting inhibitor of differentiation 3. Gene Ontology annotation, cellular component: Smc5-Smc6 complex; nucleus. Gene Ontology annotation, biological process: DNA repair. The record is from RefSeq and is a predicted model, not a curated record. Lineage: Eukaryota; Metazoa; Chordata; Mammalia; Carnivora; Felidae. The transcript has a single exon. The coding region runs from base 3172 to 4329 and encodes 385 amino acids.
CAAAUUAAAAAAAAAAAAAGACUCUUCUUAUCUAAGUAUUGAAUAGUCACCAUGGCAGGAUAAGGGCAGAGAAGGGGCUGGGAAAGAAGGAACAGAAAAGUUCAGGGAGCUAGCUGGUAGCAGUAGAAGCAUACGUGCUGGAUGGCGACCCAGACCUGAUUGGCUCCUGGCUUCGGCUCAGAGGUCUCUCGUAUGCCCAUUUGUUAUAGAUUAAUCCUGCAGUAGAAACCCCACUGACCCUCUGGGAGUUCUGUUUUUAUUUGGCCAUAGAGAGACCUGUAAUGUGUGCCAUCCAUCCCAUCAUGUUUGUGUUGACCACCAGGGGUUGUGGGAGACCGCUUAAGAGCUGGGACUCGAAUGAGUCCGAACUCCUAGCAAGGGACUGGAAAAUAGGAAAAAACUGGAGGAAAGAAGAAAGGAAAUAUAGGGCCAUGUUGAGCUCUUGCCAGCAACUCCUGAAAGAGGAAAAAAGGGGGAGGAGAAGAGCUGAAUUAUUUUGGAGGCCAGGCUGUAUGUCAUGGUUGCCUGAACUUGUCACCUUACUGAACGAAGAAGGCAAACUUGAGUGAUUUCUUCGAAGCACUAGUGUGCUUGUGCUGUUACAAUUCAUAGAGAAGGUUACCAGUAUAACUGAACGUAUGCAUUGCGUUCUUCUUUUUAAGCUGCGUUUAUAUACUUAUUACGAGUAAUUGGACCUUAGGGUAGAAAAUCGCUAUUUAGUGAUUUCAGGAUUCGCAAGUGUAGAAAUCCCAUUCUUUAAAAGAUUAAGGAAAAUUGUUACACUUGAGAUUUUUGCUCUGUAGCGACAUUCAAAACUUGUACUUUAAAGGCAGAGUUGAAAAGGCAAAAUAUAAUGCAAGUAUGACUUUUUUUUUUUAAGUUUAUUCAUUUAUUCAUGUAAGUCAUCUCUACACCCAAUGUGGGGCUGGAACUCAAGACCCCGAGAUGAAGAGUCACAUGCUCUCCCGAGCGAGCCAGCCAGGUGCCCCACAAGUAUGGCUUUCUGAGGAUGAUCUGAGUUGCAGGUUCCCAAGGUUCUUAAGGACAGGGAUCCAGCACAGAAUUCAGCACUGGAAAUCACUACUUAAUAAUACGAUGCUUGUCUUGAUGCGUUCUGUUGCUCUGGGCAAGUUGUGUGGGCUGUUAUCUCCUGAGAAAUCCCUGUAAAUGGUAUUAAUAAUGCUUUAGAAGUAGGUUGGGAGAAUUAUUUUUCUAAACCGUUUUGGAAUUCUUAGAUGAAAGGCUGUGUAUGGAGCACAUUGGUGUCAGCCCGUUUUCCCUUCUCUGAGACGGGAGAAGAGGCACCUUGGGGUGGGAAGGUUGGCCUUUGUUUUGGAGUUCUUUUCAUAAAUUGCUUUCACUGGAUUUCACAGAAGCUCCCAAGAAUAUGGUUAACUGUAAAAGGAAACAUUUUUGUAUUUGGAACUUGGGAUUAAUUAUAUGUUUUCAUCUAAGAUUUAGAACAGAUUUAAAUAGUUUGUAGUUGGCCAAACUUGGGGAAGAAAAUAUGGCCCUUUGAUGAAACUGGGGCCCACCUUUGUUUUUCUCUUGCUUUUACUGUACUUCAGAGAAGACUUAAACCUGACUUUCUGAAAAGCAGUCAAGUUUUCUUUUCAGUGUGUUGGAUCUGUGUUUUCCCACUGAUCUGUGAAAUUAAUAUUUUGCUGCCAAAUAACUUGCAGUAGGGGCUGGAACAAAGUUUUCAUCUACAUUCAUUUAUACAUUCAAACAUGCAUAUUCCAAUGUAUCCAUGUGAACACAGCUUUGCUUGGAAGAUUUAAAAUCAGAUUCUUGCUUUAGAGAAGUUCAGUCUAAUAGAGCAGGAUAAUAUAUAUGCAUGAGUAACUAUAAUGCCUGGUGCUUUUGAAAAAUGCACGUUUUUUUCCCCCUGAAUUACCUAUACUUAAAAUAAUGGGGGAUGAAGAGCAAUGUAAAUAGUUUAGAGAAACUUAAUACUAGGUUUUACUGUUCACGCAUUUGCAAGAAACUUUCUGGUAAAGACAGGAAAAAUGACCCAGUCUAGACGCAUGGGAAGGAAGGUAGGGCUAAUUUACUACCUCUUGGUGCCUUGAAACCAGAAUUGACAGGUGCAGUGGUAUUUGUCUCCCCGCACCCCCAAUUAAAAUGGCACCUGUUGAAGUGAAAAGCUUUUGAUCUGGGUUGAGAGUGUACUUUUUUGUUCUCUUUAAAAAAAUGUAUUCCUUAUUGUUACAUCUGCUUUGCUGCUUGUGAGACUGAUGAGCUAAAUAAGCCCUUUCCCCCAACUGUGCGGGGAUUCCCGGUGAAUUUUCCAAUGUAGUCACUCGAUUUACAUCAUUUGCUUCCUUUUUCUUGCAACAGAUUGUGUUUAAAAUCUUCAUAGCUUUGCUAACCUUUUAGGGUUCAGAUUUACUCUCCAUUCAGUCUGUGGUCUUUAGCUUUUGGCAAACUUUCAAAGAAACCUCUCUUUUGCAGAGACUGCACCCACUUUAUUCUUCCACACUUGGGUGGUGGAGAACCAAAGGUCACUUGAGUAAUACCUGACCUGCCACCACUUUAGCUCAUGCUCUAGCCGACACUCUCUUGCCUCGCAACUGCCUCUGCCCUAGUUUGGAGGGGGUCUGGCUUUUGAGGGCCCGUGAAGGUAAUUAAUGCAAACAGCCACUUUGCAAGUGAACUCUGAGAGUUCGGCCUAUUUGUAGUGGAGGUUCAGCAACUCACAAUGCUUGGCUUUAUGGGCAGUUUACAACCCAGCCAGAUUCAGUUCUCAAAAAACCAAAACCCCAAGGACCCUGCCUUUAAUCAGAGAAGAACGAAAAACAUAGGCUGACCUAACUGCAAGGUGACGGCAAAUGUUUUAAAGUGCAGGAGCUUUGACCCUCCCCUCCCCCAUUUUGCUAUGAUUGUCGAGGUAUUUCUUUGAAAGCCAGAGGACACUGUCAGUAAUUGCUAAAAUAAUAGCUAUCUCUUGAGCGGGUAUUAUCGUAGUGUGGACAGGGGCCCCAUUAUUGCGCACGUUCUGUGCUGUGCGGCAGGGAGCCGGUUGCUAGGUGCGUCUGGACUCCGCGGGCCUGGGCCGCCGGGAACCCGAGCCAGCUGGGGGCGGGGCCUCGGGACCCCGCCAGUGCGCAUGGGCGACUGUCUUCUCCUACGGACCCCCUUCAGUUUCCGCCAUGGUCGGAAACGUAGCGAAUGCAGUUAGCUGAGUGUCAGCUGAGCGCGCCGGUCGCCGGAAUGUCUGAUGAAAAAGGCUCCUUGAGGGGAGGCGUAGAGAAAGGAGAGGAGCCAGCGGGGACCAUCGCUGGUAGUGCGUUCUCUGUGAAGCGGGUGGAGGACGAGGAAGAACCGAUGAAGGUGGAAGUGGCGGUGGGGGCUGAUGGCUGCCCUGACGACCUCAGCUGCCGGGAGGCCGACAUAGACCCAUACCUCCUAGGGCUUGCGGAUGACGAGGAGAAAUGCCGGAAAAUCCGCAGGCAGUACCGACAGCUCAUCUAUAGUGUCCAGCAGAACCGUGAUGACAUAGUGAACACGGCGAGCGACACGUUAACCGAGGCCCUUGAAGAAGCCAAUGUCCUGUUUGAUGGAGUGAGCCGAACCAGAGAAGCAGCACUCGAUGCCCAGUUUCUUGUUUUGGCUUCUGAUUUGGGUAAAGAGAAAGCAAAGCAACUGAACUGUGAUAUGAGCUUUUUUAAUCAAGUAGCGUUUUGUGACUUUCUGUUUAUAUUUGUGGGCCUGAACUGGAUGGAAGAUGAUGAACGUGAUGAAUUGAGUGGCUGUGAUGAUAAUAUAGCUCUUUCCUUCUGGGAGACAGUACAGAAGGAAGCAACAUCCUGGAUAGUGCAAGCUGAAACAUUCCACUUUAUUUUUGGUUCAUUCAAGUCUAAGCCUUCUGCACCAAAGCCCCGACUUGAACACCAGAAGAAAGCUCACAAAAUGGAAGAAAAUGGGGCUAUGCCUACAAAGCUGAGGAAGUUGGACCUGAGUAAUAAUCAAGAAGCAACAGAAAAAGAAGUAGAAAGAAUCUUGGGAUUGUUGCAAACUUACUUUCGAAAGUAUCCUGAUACUCCCGUGUCCUAUUUUGAGUUUGUGAUUGAUCCAAACUCUUUUUCUCGCACUGUGGAGAAUAUAUUUUAUGUUUCUUUCAUUAUAAGGGAUGGUUUUGCAAGAAUAAGGCUUGACCAAGACAGGCUGCCAAUAUUAGAGCCGAUUAAUAUUAACCAAGUGGGUGAGGGAAAUGAUCCCAGUUCUCAUGGCAGGAGACAAGGAGUUAUAUCUUUAAGUUUACAGGACUGGAAAAAUAUUGUGGCAACUUUUGAGAUUUCAGAGGCUAUGAUCACAAACUCAUACUAGGGACUUUUGUUCUUAGUAUAGGAUGUAUUUUGUGGCUUUUCCAAAGUUAUCUCAAAAUUGAGAGUAAGAUCCAAGCAGAAGCACAUAGUGUAUUUCAUGUAAAGUGAAAAAGUAUUUUCAAAACAUCAGAAAUUGUUUUACUGUGCAAUGUAUUUUUUUUUUGGUAGUUUAUGAAGUUGUCAUGAUCUGUUAUUAAAAAAUAUUCAUUGGCAUGUUCACGGAAAGAUUUUUUUUGAAUGCCCAUUAAGACUUUACCAAUAAAAGUCAGUUCUGAAUUUCCUAA